Molecule: messenger RNA, 2313 nt
Organism: Melanotaenia boesemani (Boeseman's rainbowfish)
Lineage: Eukaryota; Metazoa; Chordata; Actinopteri; Atheriniformes; Melanotaeniidae
Product: calpain-2 catalytic subunit-like
Exons: 21
Coding region: 85-2178 (697 amino acids)
Biological process (GO): proteolysis
Cellular component (GO): cytoplasm
Molecular function (GO): calcium ion binding; calcium-dependent cysteine-type endopeptidase activity
Source: RefSeq, a predicted model, not a curated record
CGGGUCGGGGCGGAGGUCUAAAUCUCGCACAGGAAAAGUUUUCAGACUCCGUUUUUGCUCCAGAACCAGAAUCUUUGAUGCACCAUGUCCGGCGUCGCGUCCACUCUGGCCAAGAAGCGGGCCCUGGCCGCCGGGUUCGGAACCAACUCCAACGCAGUUCCGUACCUGAACCAGAAGUUCGAUGCUCUGCGCGCGCAGUGCCGCUCCUCGGGCCAGCUCUUCUGCGACCCGAACUUCCCCGCCGCCCCCGAAUCUCUGGGCUUCAACGAACUGGGCCGCAGCUCCCACAAAACCCGCGGCGUCACCUGGAAGAGGCCCACGGAACUGGUCUCGAAUCCGGAGUUCAUUCUGGGUGGAGCCACCAGGACCGACAUCUGCCAGGGAGCCCUGGGUGACUGCUGGCUGUUGGCGGCCAUCGCCUCUCUGACCCUAAAUGAGUAUGUGAUGGCAAGAGUUGUUCCCACCGACCAGGGCUUUGGAGACGACUACGCUGGAAUCUUUCACUUCCAGUUCUGGCAGUUCGGGGAGUGGGUGGAUGUGGUGAUUGACGACCGGCUGCCAGUCAAAGAUGGAGAGCUGAUGUUCGUCCACUCGGCCGAGGGGAGGGAAUUCUGGAGCGCCCUGCUGGAGAAGGCCUACGCCAAAGUGAACGGCUGCUACGAGGCGCUGUCCGGCGGCUCCACCACCGAGGGCUUCGAGGACUUCACCGGCGGCAUCGCAGAGAACUAUGACCUGAAGCGACCGCCGUCCAACCUGUUCCAGAUCAUCAGGAAGGCUCUGGAAGCCGGCGCGCUGCUGGGCUGCUCCAUCGACAUUACAAGCGCAGCAGACUCUGAGGCCGUGACUCGUCAGAAGCUGGUGAAAGGCCACGCCUACUCGCUGACCGGCGCCGUAGAGGUGAGCUACCGCGGCCAGCAGGAGAAGCUGGUGAGGAUGAGGAACCCCUGGGGCCAGGUGGAGUGGACCGGAGCGUGGAGUGAUGGGUCGUCUGAGUGGAACUACGUCCAGGGAGACUGUCCUCACGCCAACUCCGAGGACGGAGAGUUCUGGAUGUCCUUCAAUGACUUCCUUCGCCACUACUCCCGUAUCGAGGUGUGCACUCUGACCCCCGACACCAUUGAGGACGACAGCGUCAAACACUGGAGCGUCAGCAAAUUCGAUGGCACCUGGAGGAAGGGGUCCACGGCCGGAGGCUGCCGGAACAACCCCUACACGUUCUGGACGAACCCUCAGUUCGUGAUCAAGCUGGAUGAGGAAGACGACGACCCGGACGAUGGGGAGGUGGGCUGCAGCUUCGUGGUUGGUCUGAUCCAGAAGAACCGCAGGAAGCUGCGUAAACAGGGGGAGGACAUGCACACCAUCGGGUUCGCCAUCUACGAGGUCCCUCCACAGUUCCGAGGGCAGAGAGAAGUACACCUGGACAAGAACUACUUCCUGACCCACGCUCAGACUGCAAGGUCAGAAACCUUCAUCAAUCUGCGUGAGGUCAGCUCCCGCUUCAAGCUGCCGCCCGGCGAGUACCUAAUCGUCCCGUCCACCUUCGAGCCGCACCUGAACGGGGAUUUCUGCAUCCGAGUGUUCUCUGAGAAGCAGACGGAGACUGUGCCCUGUGAUGACCCCGUCAACGCUGACCUGGAUGAGGACAUGGUGUCUGAUGAUGCGGUGGAUUCAGGAUUCAGAAACAUGUUCCUUAAACUUGCCGGGGACGACCAAGAGAUCUCUGUGUUGGAGCUGAGGACCAUCAUGAACAAGAUUGUGGCCAAACGAAGUGACAUAAAAACUGAUGGGUUCAGCAUGGAGACCUGCAGGGUCAUGGUCAACCUGAUGGACAACAGCGGGAAUGGGAGGCUGGGCCUCGGAGAGUUCGCCACGCUGUGGAAGAAAGUGCAGAAAUACCUGUCCAUCUACAAGAAGAAUGACUCUGACAACUCUGGAACAAUGAGCACUCCAGAGAUGAGGAUCGCCUUUAAGGAUGCAGGUUUUACCCUCAACAACACCAUCUACCAGCAGCUAGUGGUUCAAUACUCCGACCCUGACAUGACAAUCGACUUCGACAACUUCGUGGGCUGUCUGAUGAGGCUGGAGAUGAUGUUCAGGAUCUUUAGGAAGCUGGACACUAACAACAGUGGCUCCAUCGAGCUGGACUUCACCCAGUGGUUAAACUUCAGCAUGAUCUGAGGCGCCGCCGUCGUUCUGCAGCACGCCAUCAUGCCGCCGGCUGUCGCCGCUUCUCUUCCUGAGCUAUCAUGUUUAAUAUUAUCCUCAAUGCUUCUCACCCACUGUAACCUAAAGUCAAUAAAUCUACACAUUAAA